AUGGGAGGCGGAGAAAAUCUUCCGAUGAAUACCAAAGCAGUAUCAUCCGAGCCAGGCCAGAACAUCUACCUCCACGCGGUAGUUGAUCUAGGCAGCAAUGGCAUCCGCUGUUCAAUUUCCGACCUCUCACCACCAAGCACCCGAGUCCUUCCCACGGCGCACUUCCGCCGUGUCAACAUCUCCUUAUACGAAGCCCAAGUCGACCCCAAGACAGGCACCCGAAUUCCCAUUCCGAAACAUGUCAUCGAUCAUGUCGUCAGCGCAAUUGUUCGUUUCCAGAUCGUCUGCGUUGAGAUAGGCGUACCUCAGCAGAACAUUCGAAUUAUAGCAACGGAGGCGACCCGCACCGCGAUCAAUGCCUCCGUAUUCAUGGACGCGAUUCUGCAAAAGACCGGGAUCUCAGUCGAAGCGUUACGGAAGGAAGAAGAGGGCGUGAUUGGCGCAUGGGGUAUUGCCAGCAGCUUCUCAGAUGUAGAGGGACUUGCUCUCGAUCUGGGUGGUGGGAGUAUGCAGAUGACAUGGAUCGCUUCGCAUGCUGGCAAUGUACACAUGAGCCCACAAGGGUCGGUCAGUUUCCCCUACGGAGCAGCUGCCCUAUCACAGAAAUUGGCCGACUUGAAGCGGGAUAAGAGUAAAGAGGAGGCCCACAAAGCUCGGGAGGCGUUUCGUAAAGAGAUGGCGGAUAACUUCCGGGCUGCUUUUGACCGGAUUGAGGUUCCCGAACGGCUGGUGGAAAAAGCCCGGGAGCAAGGAGGGUUUCCUCUAUACCUAUCCGCACCGAAGAAGGACUUCGAGGACACUGAGGCGCUCAAAGAAGUCGCUCGGACGGCGCAUGAGAUUUUCCGAGUCUCUGAUCGUCGACGCAAGCAAGUGCCCUCGGUCGCGUUCUUAGUCAACACUCUAGCCGAGUCAUUACCGCAUGGCAUCAAAGAGGCCCAUUUCUGCCAGGGUGGAGUGCGCGAAGGUGUGCUGUUCCGGGAGAUGCUCCCGGUGGUGCGACAGCAGGAUCCCCUGGAGGUAGCCACAGCCCGACACGCGCCUCAAUCUGCUCAGGCUCUUGCCGGGUUGAUUCUGGCGGCGCUUCCCCGGCCGUCUUCUAAACGAUCCUUCCCGUCUUCGAUCACUCUCCACCUGGUCCAGGCGUUUGUCAACGUUCUCUAUUACCACGCUACCAUGUCCAAGGAGCUGUCCUCUAGCGCCGCGCUGUUCAGCACCAGCACUGGAAUUCUAGCAUCUACACACGGAAUCCCCCAUUCUCAUCGGGCUCUGCUCGCGCUCAUGCUGCAGGAGCGAUAUGGUGGAGAAUUGCCGCCCCGAGAUGUAGAUUUCAAGACCCACUUGCAGGGCAUUCUCACGCCGGAGGAAGUCUGGUGGACUCGUUACCUGGGCAAGGUGGGACUAGUGCUCAGCCAGCUUUAUCCAACCGGUUCAGUUGACAAUUCGAAGCCUCGGAUUGUUCCGAGGGCGGAGUGGCGGAGUGGGCUUGGCAAGAAGGGCAAAAAGGAAGGGCUCGACUUGACAAUAUCUGUUCAAAAGGUGGCUUACGAUCCGACUCAUUUGAAGGAGGAGCUUGAGCAUGAUGUCCAGCGCAUUGAGAAGGUCGGAAAGCGGAAGAACUGGAUUGGUGGACGUGAUGGAUGGGGCAUUAAGGUUCGUGUCUCAGUUGUGGAGGAAGACUUGAUAGUGUGA
Penicillium brevicompactum is the source of this 1689-nucleotide messenger RNA. Its product is annotated as putative transcription regulator (RTG2). The coding region runs from base 1 to 1689 and encodes 562 amino acids. NCBI's taxonomy places the organism in Eukaryota, Fungi, Ascomycota, Eurotiomycetes, Eurotiales, Aspergillaceae. The transcript is spliced from 3 exons. Gene Ontology annotation, biological process: regulation of transcription by RNA polymerase II. The record is from RefSeq and is a predicted model, not a curated record.